CACAAUUCCACUUGAAUAUGGUUGGAGCUCUUGGUGGCAUGGCCGAGCAAUCCGAUGACCCGGCUGAGCGCAGUCCGAGCACGGACCCUGAGAUGCCACCGCUGGUCCCAGUGGAGCCAAAACUGGAGCCGGCUGCAAGCAACGCACAGGCUUCAGCAAAAUUGGCACAACUCAACUUCUUGGCCACGCUGGGGCGUGCAAGAGGCGGUGGCGCUGGUCGAGCUCGUGGGCGUGGACGGCGCGCCAAGGUUGAACCUGAAAGCAGGCCUUCUCCACCGAUUUUCGUUGGUCCUGGGGCUACAGCCCCAGGUGCGUCACCUCAAACGGUGGACUUCAGCCGCCGUGCGGGGGAUCUUGCAGCCAUGUUGGACCAGCUCCCAGCACCAAGUCUCGAUGCCUCCGCCGAGGUUCAGCCUCCCAAGAAACCCAGACGUUGCUUCGACAAUGCAUUAGAAGAGAUCGAGGUCUCGGCGGAAGCAAGUGCGCGCGCCGCGGCCGAUCUGCAAGAAGACCAGCGCGUGGAUUUUCUGAAUGCCGCCGAGAGCGAUAGCGACAGCGCGGCGAUAGACGAGGAUGACGAGGAAGAGAGACCAGGCAGCACACCCACUGCUCCAAAGCAGCGCCACCUCGUCCGAGAGCUGCCUCCUGGCGCACCGAACGCACAAAGUGCCUGCGAGGAGGUGCUUCAUGCAGUGGCCUCGGCUGGAGAAGGCGCAGUGCCGCCUCUUCCAGGCGGUAGCUCCUUCGGGCCGCGCUUCAAAAAUCUCUCCAAGUCGGAGUUGCAAGCUGCGCGGCAGAAAUGGCAGUUGCACACCCUAGCAGGUGUCGAAACCAGCAGUUCUGAGCAGAACCGCCGGGCCGCUGAGGAGCUUUUCGCAGCGCUCCGAAGACGGGCAAAGUCUCCGUGCUCCGCUGACACUUCCAUGACGGCAGCGGACGCUGCAGUGGCUGCAGCUCCAAAGCCGGUGUUCCGGAAGCGGUCCAGUGUGCCAGAGGAGAGUUCACGGACCUCCGCGCGGCCAGAUGCGUUCACAACGCCAGGCACUCGCAUCCUUGAGGAAUGUGUGGCUGGCCGAGGCACCCGUCGCAAGGCUGACCCUACGGCCGUUCCGCCGGCCGUGGAACGGGCUGCGUCGAAGCGCCGCAAGGGAGGAUGGGUUUGAGAUUUCCCGGAAGCCUUACGCCCCUGACCUUUGGUGCUGUGCAUCCUGUGUGGUGUGGUCGCAGCUCCUCGUGCCAGGUCUGCAUUGCUGAUCAGGAAUGAUGGCGAGCAGAUGAUGGCCCCAGUGAAAAAAAACGAACGGUUUCAGCGCAGCAUGUUGAUGCGUAUCGGUGUGGCAACGGUGCCGUUUUGGUUGGACACCGUCCUUGGCAAGGCGAGCUUAGAUUCUGCUUCCCCAGCUCCUUCCGUUGCUGUCGUUUUUGGCCUCCCUUUGACGAUGGUCG
Messenger RNA from Durusdinium trenchii, 1446 nucleotides. The record is from the annotation of a GenBank genome assembly. NCBI's taxonomy places the organism in Eukaryota, Dinophyceae, Suessiales, Symbiodiniaceae.